Messenger RNA from Danaus chrysippus (African queen), 1215 nucleotides. Lineage: Eukaryota; Metazoa; Arthropoda; Insecta; Lepidoptera; Nymphalidae. The record is from the annotation of a GenBank genome assembly.
AUGUAUGUGGGCGAUGAAGAAGGAGCAGUAGGAAUUACAAUCAAAGGUCAAGGACCAAGACAGCAAGAAGUAGAAGCAAGACAGUGUGAGAAUCAAGAUACAUUCAGAACGGAUCUAGCUGCGUGUGAAGCGUUAGACUUAUUAGCCAAUUGCAAGAUCAGCGAUAUUGAUGACGUCCCUUCUGAAGGGGAGUACGCUGAAAUAGAUGAAAUGGGUGUUUGGCAUUCAACGCUAGCACAGAAACACAAGUCAAAAGUAUCACUUACAUGGAUACUGAAAGAUAUAGACAAAACAGAAGUACCGAAAACAAACAAUUAUGAAAGACCAAUAAAACAAAUUAAUCAAAACAAAAAAGCAAUCAAAGAAAAAGGACGUAAUGAUUAUAAUCGUGAUCUGAGAUUCAAAACGGCUUGUGAGGAGUUCGCUAACAUUGAGGACUCGUGUUCUGACACGAGCGUCGCCACAGAAGAAUACAAGAAGAAACACAGGCACAGACACAGACGACGGAAGAAAAGAUUUGGAUAUGACAUACGAGAUUUGGAUACGUUCCUCACUGAGGCUACAAUCGAUCGUCCCGGCAACAUACCCGUAGUAAUAGCAUUUCCCACUACCUUGUACCAAACACAGAAGGAACUACAACGUGAGCUGACCCUGCCUCUCGGUACGGUGGUCAACGCGGUGUUUAAAAACCAGCAGUGGUUGUACACACAAACACCUCACGGAGAUGAAGGCUACGUCAUGUACAGUGCCUGUCUGCCGCUAGGAAUAUUGCCGAGACGAUCAUCGCUACAAAAGAAGGCGCCAUGUUGGGAAAGCAGCACAGAUAUUUAUCCAAAACCGUGCGGUAAUCUGACAGACAACGAAAAGGAACAGCUAAGAGGAAGAACGCGUUCAGAAAGCAGAUAUCGUCACAAAACAAAAAGACAUAAGUCAUGUGCUGAAAAGAAUUUUGAUAAUCUAUACUUAAGGACCAUAUCAUGUUCUAAUUUACAUGAUAAAGAAAAUAGGAAGGAAACGCGAAGACAGACAUUACUGGUGAUUAAUAGUGCGUACACGGGGAGUUACUACAAUAGGACGCUAACAGUGAAUAAGGGUGAAGUAGUGGUGUUGAUGGAUAGAGAGACUGAUGUGGACUUGGAGUGGUUUUAUGUGAAGAAGAGGGAUGGAAGCGAAGGUUUCAUACCGGCUGCCAUAGCUGGGCAUGGGUAUAUUUAG